Messenger RNA from Moneuplotes crassus, 814 nucleotides. The record is from the annotation of a GenBank genome assembly. NCBI's taxonomy places the organism in Eukaryota, Ciliophora, Spirotrichea, Euplotida, Euplotidae.
UUAAUUUAAAGAUAUUUAAAACAAAUGGAUAUCAUCAUGCUCAACUCAAUUAUAUGGUUGAAAGAGCUCAAUCUCCUUGCUUUAAACCAGUUGAUAAUGAACUAUUGCUGCAGUAGAAUAUCUGACUCACAAGGGGAGGAGCCUAACAUCUCUGCUAAAACUAACUCUUUUAUUGUCAUUCGUGAUAAGUCUGAAGAUCUUGAAAAAAAAUCUUCAAAGACGACCCAAGCUUGCAGUCAGACAUCAGAGAAGCAGCAAGAGACUUCUUGUUGAGACAGUACUCCUGAAGUACACUACAAAACGUACAAGCAGAUCAAAGAAGCUUCUCUCAAGCAAGAUCCUGACAUUUCGAAGGCUCAGAUCUAUGAAAAUUUGUUGAAGCCUUUCAAGCAUGAAAAGAAAAUGGUCACAACUCCACUCACUGGCAGAGAGACCACCCUUUAUGUCUGAAAAUAUGGCGACUGAAACAAAGCUUACACUAAGAUCUGGAACUUGGUUGACCAUGCCAGAAUGCAUGAGGGAAUCAAACCCUACUCUUGCAGAAUCUGUCAUCAGUCUUUUACUCAGAAAGGCAAUUUAAAGAAACACUUGAAGCUGCAUGAUUUCCCAACUGUAAAAGAGAGAAGAAGAUUCCAAUGAAAAAUCUGCCACAAGAAGUACACUCAAUCGUAUAAUCUCAAGUCUCACAUGAAGAUCCAUGAAUAAACAUGAAAUAAAGUCGAAUCAUAGAAAGGCAGGAACUCUGGAUCAUUAAAAUAAUUGAUUUCUAAGCUACUUCAGUGCUAAAUAUGAUAUUUUGGGGUGAUAUAAGCAU